Messenger RNA from Symbiodinium sp. CCMP2456, 1065 nucleotides. NCBI's taxonomy places the organism in Eukaryota, Dinophyceae, Suessiales, Symbiodiniaceae. The record is from the annotation of a GenBank genome assembly.
AUGUUCGGGAUACCGCUCAACGCGCCAUCCUCGGACAAGGCACUCUUCGACUUCUUGCCUGUGAAGUUGCCAGAUGGCCAGCAGGCCUUUCUGCCGCGGCCUGGAGGCGCACCUUUCAACGUGUGUCUUGCAGCGAAAAGGCUUGGUGCCGAUGUCAGCUACCUCGGUGCCCUGUCUACCGACAUGUUCGGGGAGGAGCUGCACAAGACCCUGGAGUCAGAGAAGGUGGACAUGAGCAUGGCUCCACGUGUACCGAACCCUUCCACGCUGGCGUUUGUGAGCAAGCCGCCAGGAGCUGAUGUUCGCUAUGCGUUCUUUAAGGACAAUGCUGCUGACCGAACGUUAACAGCUAGGACCGUCGGCAAUGCAUUGGCAGCAAAGUCGUUCGGAGCUGUCCAUGUCAGCAUGGGAGCCAUCACUCUGGAGGACACGAGCAUGGAGCAGGCAUUUCAGGAAGCCUUCAAGAGGGUCCAUGCUGCUGGAGGUUUUACAGCCUUUGAUCCCAACCUGCGCGGGCCUAUGAUUAAAGGCAGCCCAGCCGACUAUGCGGGCAAAGUGGAGGCCUUCGCGAGGCACUGUGAUUGCGUGAAGUCGUCGGAUGCCGACAUCGAGUUUCUAUAUGGUGCAGGUGUGGAUCUGGAGGCUAUCGCCAAGAAGUGGUUGCAGCAGGGCCCCAAAAUAGUCGUGAUCACACGCGGCCCAGAUGGAGCCACUGCGUGGUUUCGUCAAGGGAAGAACGGGCCAGUCACGUCCCUGUCGGCUUUGCCCCCGUGCAAGCCACCGAUGACCAUCGACGCCAAGGGCCAACAGGCGCCUGUGGCGGACACCGUCGGUGCUGGAGACACAUGCAUGGGUGCGUUGCUUUGUGGUUUCCUGGGUAAGGAUGGUGGCAAAUCGUUGGCGGCGCAGCUCGUGGGUUCCGCCCCUUUUGAUGAGGCUGCGGCUGUGCGCCUCCGAGAAGUUAUGUUUGCAGCUGUGACGGCUGCUGCCAUCAACGUUUCCCGCGCAGGUUGCGACCCACCAACUGCACCCGAGCUGCAGCAGGUGGUAGCAGCUCGAAGAUGA